AUGACGACCGAAGAAGGAUUGCGCCGUUCUGGUCGUGCUCGCAAGCAAGUCGAAACUUAUGCUGAAGGGCCAGCUGAGCAGGAGAAUAUCACUGCCGCUGCUGCCCCAAAGAAGAACAAGGCUUCUCGCAAGAAGCGCAUCAAAGCUGAAGUCGAGGAGGAGGAUGACGAGCACGACGACGACUUUGUCGACGAGCGCCCCAAGAAGCGCGGGAAGCUUACCUUCUACCCCGUUCCUCCCAAGAAGACCGGCAAGUCUGCUCAUUGGAAGGAUACCUCUUGGAUGAGCAACGUCGCCGAACAGCGUGUGGCUCGCGAACAGGCUCCUAUUCCUAAACUUGGCCCCGGCAAGAGAGAGGAGCGGUUGAGGAGGUGAGCACUCUUCUCCCUGCGCUGCAACCAUGUCACUGACUCUGAGCCCAAAGCUACAUCGACGGCGUUCCAGAAUGGUAUCAACGCUUCCUCCAAAGCGCCAGCACGCAGAAGAUGUUCAUCCUCGAUCGUAUGCGUGACGUCGAGCAAGACUGCCAUGCCCAUCACGACGACUGUCCCUUCGAGGCCCUCACCAUCGCCGGCUCCAGUGGUAAUGUCUACCGCGUUCGCAUCUCGCACAUCACAUCUUGCACUUGCCCCGUCGGAAACUUUGCCAAGAAGGGAGAAGUCAAACAAUGCAAGCACGUCUUAUACGUUCUCCAUCACGUCCUCAAAGCACCGGAGCAUCUGAAAUUCCAACCAGCUUUCCUCACCGCCGAGCUCAGAGAACUCUUCACCCAUGCUGGACCAUUGCCCGAGCAGAUCGUGGAAGAGCAAGCCAGUGAGGACGGCAAUCGGAAGAGCUUGGAAGACGCAGAAUGCCCUAUCUGCUACAUGGAAUGGACGAAAGACGAUGAAAUUGUCUGGUGCAAGGCUGCUUGCGGGUCCGUCAGCCAUGCUAUCUGUCACUGUGCUCUGCUGAUAACUCUUCUCCUCACAGCAACAAUCUCCACAAAGGCUGUUUUCAGCAAUGGGCUCAGAUCAAAGCCAACGUCACCUGUCCCCUCUGCCGUACGCCAUGGCAGGAAAAUGACAACCCGGGGAAACAGAAGGCGACCGUCGUGGAGGUGGGAGAGACGACGGGUCAUUAUGGUAGUGGUGGAUAUCGCAAUGUGCGUGAUCAGCUGGAGUACGAUUGA
This is a messenger RNA of Lecanosticta acicola, 1171 nucleotides long. NCBI's taxonomy places the organism in Eukaryota, Fungi, Ascomycota, Dothideomycetes, Mycosphaerellales, Mycosphaerellaceae. The record is from the annotation of a GenBank genome assembly.